Messenger RNA from Heterotrigona itama, 2306 nucleotides. The record is from the annotation of a GenBank genome assembly. NCBI's taxonomy places the organism in Eukaryota, Metazoa, Arthropoda, Insecta, Hymenoptera, Apidae.
AUGUCUACUCGAUAUGAAAUUGUAAAAGAUAACAAUGUAGAUUAGGUGUUCUAGUUGCGAGAACGAACAAAGUAAUUGGAAUAAUUGGGAUCCUUCUAACAUUUCAUCGCUUUGACAUUCAAAAACGAAGUAAAAAAAAAAUAUAUAUAUAUAUAUAUAUAAAUAGAUAUUUUAAUUUACAGAUUGUUUGAAAAAAAAUAUUACAAAAAAGAAUAUCGAUAUGUAUCCCGAAUGGAAUCAACUUGCUACACACAGGAAUCCGCCAGCGAUACUUAAGACUAAACUGCAGUUGCCUGUAAAAAUUCUGACAGGCCCUGGGCCGACUAAUUGUUCAGAGCGAGUUCUUCAAUCUCUGAAAAAUCAAGUUCUCGGCCAUCUUCAUCCGGAAUUAAUGGAUGAGAUUAAGGCAGGCCUUCAGUACGUGUUUCAAACCAAUAAUAGACUCACACUGGCAUUAAGUGCGUCGGGUCAUGGUGGUAUGGAGGCUUGUUUAACAAAUUUGCUCGAACCUGGUGAAACUGUACUCGUUGUCAAGAAUGGAAUUUGGGGUGAACGAGCAGCUGACAUGGCUACUCGAAUUGGUGUACACGUGCGAGUGAUAGAAACAGAACAUACUAGCGCUGUCACGUUGGAACAAUUGGAAACAGCAUUGCAUCGGCAUAAUCCAACCGCAGUUUUCAUGGUCCACGCUGAAUCCUCUACAGGUUUGAAACAACCACUAAAAGGUUUCGGUGAUCUCAUUCACAGAUACAAUGCUCUCUUUGUCGUUGAUACUGUUGCAUCAUUGUGCGGUGAACCGUUCUUUAUGGACUCGUGGGGCGUCGAUGCAACCUAUACUGGUAGUCAAAAGGUUCUCGGUGCUCCUCCAGGACUAUCGCCUAUCUCGUUUAGUCCACUGGCCGAGUAUUCAUUAUUCUUAAUUACUCCGCCAUUCAUUCUUCGCAAACCAUUACGAAACGGCAAUUUCAUCACGAUUUACACGCGCUUUCUCUGUUGCGUUAGGAAGAAAUUGUUCCAAAGGAAGACCAAGCCUAGUUCGUAUUACUUGGACAUGACCCUGCUUGGAAAUUAUUGGAAGUGCUUUGGGAACGAGAGCCGCGUGUACCAUCACACUAUAAGCGCCACGCUUCUUUACGGCCUUCGCGAGGCGUUGGCGGAAAUCGCUGAAGAGGGUCUCCAAGCAUCGUGGAUCAGACACGCUAACGCAGCUGCCAGAUUAAGAAGAGGUCUUGAAUUACGGGGUCUUCGAUCUUAUGUAAAAAUUCCACAGUAUCAAUUAUCCACGGUUAUCUCAAUAGAGCUACCACCUGGUGUUGAUGAUACGAUCAUCGUACAACGUGCCAUGCAAAAUUACAACGUGGAGAUCAGCAGAGGCUUGGGACCAACUGUGGGGAAAAUUUUGCGAGUUGGAUUGUUGGGGACUAAUGCUACAUUUGGCAAGGUCGAUCUUGUUCUACGCGCCCUAGAAAUUUUACCGUCGAAGCUGUAAGAAACGGUUAAGAAAAGUUACGUGGACAUGUGAUGCUAAUUUAUAUAGAAAAUAAUAUUAUACUCAAAAAUUAAGUUGGUAGUUUCUCAAGAAUGAACAAUACAAGCUUUCACGUUCAAUUCAGUAAAUAAUUUUCGAUGCAGAUGUAACAACGUUAUUCAUAUUUCUCGAUUUUAAUUCAAGUGACACCUAACCUAAACUUAACCUAAAACAUGGGACACGUAAAAGCAUUGGACGUCCAGCUAGUCUAUGGAAUGUCUAUCCCAGUUAGUCAAUGGAAUUAUGUGUCAUAGACUUAUAAAUUAACAUUUAAUAUAUGUCAACAGAGUUAUAAGUUAAGAAUUAAUAAUAAAAGCUGUAAAAUUAUUGAUUACUGUAAUAAACAAAUUGUCUGGAAGUACAGAUAAAAAUCGUCACUCACUUUACUCAAAGGUUGAGCAGGGAAAAAGAUCACUAUACGUUCGCCAUCAAUAAAGACAAAUUUAUUGAACGAAAUAAGGGAAACAAAAUUAUUGACACGCUUCAAUAUCGUGCCCUGUAGGAGGUACAACGCGACAUGAAACCGCGGUUUGUCACCAAAUUUCGCAAUCAGCCAAAUGAAGGUUUUCGAGCAUUUAGAGGCAACCGCCAAUGAUACAGCGGGGUUCUGAAGAACCGCUGAGUCAGAUUACAAAGGACACUAGACUACGAGAAUCUCACCUCGCUCUUUCGGACGAAGCUGCAGUUCCCCGAUUUGACAAAAUUGGCAACGAAACUUGGAAACUCAACUCUAAUGCAAUGAAAAAAAUAACAAUAAUAACAACGAACGAAAGAAGAC